Xenopus tropicalis (tropical clawed frog) is the source of this 3591-nucleotide messenger RNA. RefSeq names its product mucin 19, oligomeric (gene muc19). The record is from RefSeq and is a predicted model, not a curated record. NCBI's taxonomy places the organism in Eukaryota, Metazoa, Chordata, Amphibia, Anura, Pipidae. Gene Ontology annotation, cellular component: extracellular region. Bases 1 to 3591 code for a protein of 1196 amino acids. The transcript has 29 exons.
AUGUCUCCACCCUCUAGCUCUGGAUCUUCAGGAGAACUGACAGUAGAAGAAGGACUGGAGGAAAAAGAAUCAACAAGUGCUUCUCCAGAGGAAAACAGAUUAACUGGAGAAUGUGCAACUUGGGGCAUGCUAUCAUAUAGAGCGAUAAAUGGCAAAAUAUUCAACUGUGAAUCCCAAAGCACAAUAUCCUUUGGUCGCCAAUGUGGGGAAAAUCCUGAGUUUAAUGUGGAAAUAAAACGCAACAAAGAGGGAAAUUUUGAGACAUUAUGGGGCCAGAUAAGUGGUGUUGAAUUUGAAUAUGUUGACGGUGACAUUCUUGUUAACGGUAACAAGAUUAGUGAAGAACAAUAUAACAGCAAACUAGUAACGCUUUCAAAGAAUGGAAGGCAAAUGAAAUUUUAUGACAACCAAGAAAAUGUGAUAUUCUCAUGGAACAAAAAUCAAUUUUCUUUGAAGCUCAGAAAGGCUUACGAAGUAUGUGGUCUUUGCGAAGGAUUUAAAAAUAAUCAAGACCAAAAAGAGUUUUUUGAAAGACACAUAACUGAAAGAAAUGGUGAAACUACAAUUAUUACACCUGACCCUGACCCUGAGGAUGAAGGAACAAAGUAUUGUAGCAAAACCAUUUUAAAAUGGUUUUCAUCACUGGACUAUGGGAGUGCUUCAACAGAUGAUUACAUCAAAGCAUGCGCUUGUGAAUACAACUGCUCAGAGAAUGACAAAAGGGCAUGUACAUGUUCAACACUUUCUGAAUUAGCACGGAUGUCUGGAAAUGAAGGGUGUUCAGACUCUUUGAGGUUAUGGAGACAAGAUGAAAAUGUAAUAUGUGUGGUGCCACAACAGUGCCCUGAAAAUCAAAUCUAUGAUGAAUGUGCUCCUAAUUUAAAACCAUCAUGUUCCAAUCAAGAGCCUUUAAAAGAAAAAGGAGUGGUUGGUGGUUGUGCAUGUCCGGAAGGUCUUGUUGUUAAUGACACUGGAAAAAGCAAGAAAUGUAUUCCUAAGUCCAGUUGCCCAUGUACAUUUGAUGGUAAAAUAUAUCAAUCUGGAGAAACACGUCAAAGUAUUUGCAACUCUGCCUGCAUCUGCAAUAGCGGCACAUGGAAUUGUUCUAAAGAAAGCUGUCCUGGAACAUGCAAGGUGGAAGAAGGAAUAUCUAUUACAACAUAUGAUGGCAACACAUACAGCAUACAUGGAAACUGUGACUAUGUUUUCUCAAUGCACACCAACUGGUUAGUUUAUGCUGUACUGAGUCAGAGAGAGGAUGAUCAGUCAUCAACCAUUAUCACCAGUGUUACUCUGGUUCUAAAUCCGGGAAAUCAGGAAAGUAAAUUCAAAUGCAGCAGUGAUGGAGUCGUUGAGUAUGAAAAAAUUACGAAUCAAAAUUUCUUUCAAUCAGAUCAAUUAGGAUUUUACAGGUCUGGCUCAUCCAUCUUAGUGCAAACAAAUUUAAAUGUAAAUAUGCUGAUACAGACUGGGAAAACAAUGCAGUUUUACAUCUCUGUUCCAAGCACUGGAUAUCAGGAUACAAAAGGACUUUGUGGAAGUUUUAAUAGUAAAGCAGAAGAUGAUUUUCAAACAGAUCAGCAUAUGACGGAGUCUUCACCAGAAACAUUUGCUGUGUUUUGGAGGUUGUCGACUUGUCUUAAUCCAGUUUCUCCUACUUGUAUUGACCUGAAGAAAGAAACAUUUGCAAGUCUGCAUUGCUCACAACUGAAGGAUCCUAAUGGGGCCUUUGCUACAUGCCACUCUGCUUUGCCUUAUGAAACCUACUAUGAGAAAUGCAUGCAUUUGACCUGUGUAAGUCAAUACAUGACUACUAGCAUGUGCACAGAAUUAAAGAAUUAUGCCAUGGCCUGUGCUGAAAAAGGAAUCUAUAUACGUGACUGGAAUAAUGAACUAUGCAAGGAAGAAUGUCCAAACAACCAAGUUCUUGAUUACCACUAUGUAUCUUGCUAUCAAACAUGCUUUUCAUUAUCUUAUGGUGACACAUGUAUUCGUGAGGGAAUAAAGACAUCAAUAUGUGGAUGCUCAGAAGGACUAUAUCUCAGGGCUGAUGGAGUCUGUGUGCCUAAAGAAGAUUGUGACUGUCACCUUGCCUAUGGCACAUUAAAAGCUCAAGAGCCAAUUGUAAUUAAUGAAAGAAAUUGCGCAUGUAUUAAUGGUCAUGUACAAUGUCCUAUGGAUGAAAAUAAUACAUCAGAAAUAUGCACUGGAGGAGCACAAUUUGUUGACUGCAGCUUUCCAAAUUCCCGAAGAAGAACUGAAUUAAGAUGCAAUUCCAGACAUUUACAAUUCUGGCAUGAUGAGGGAGAAUGUAAGCCUGGAUGUUACUGUCCAGAGCCACUGGUUAGAAACUCUAAUGGACAUUGUAUAGAUCCUUCAGACUGUCCAUGCAGUUUUGGAGGGAAUGAUUAUGAAAAUGGGAAACAUUUACGAUAUUCCUGUAAUGACUGUGUUUGCAAUAAAGGUACAUGGGAUUGUACGAAAAACAAAUGUAAAACACAGUGCGAUAUUUAUGGUGAUGGAGUGCUCCAGACUUUCGAUAAAUUGUGGUACAAUUAUGAUGGUAUCUGUCAGUAUAUACUUGUUCAGGAUAAUUGCAAUCAGGCUAAAGGGACGUUUACAAUUUCUGUACAAAGUGUUGCUUGCUGUCAGGAUGGACUUACCUGUGCACGGAAAGCUUUAAUUUCUAUUCAGAAUACAAAUAUUAUCCUUCAAGAUGGUCAAGUGAAAACUGAAAAUUUAGGGAACCAUUCAGUCAACAAUUCUGGUAAUCCUUAUUCAAUAUAUGAAGUUGGACUGUUCAAGGUAGUCGAAUUAGCAUUUGGCAUCACUGUACUUUGGGAUGGAAACACUAGGGUUUCAAUCAUCGCUAACCCAGAAUGGCAUGGAAAACUGUGUGGUCUUUGUGGAAAUAACAAUGAAGACCUGAAAGAUGAAUUUAUGGCUAAAGAUGGAUCUGUUUCACCUUCAAAAGGGAAAUUUGCAAAUACCUGGAAGACUGACCAAUCUUGCCAAGACACAGAUGUGCAGACGAGCCCAUGUGAUCGCAAUUAUUACUGUAAACCAUGGGCUCUAAAAAAAUGUCAGAUCAUUAAGGGAAAUGCCUUUAAAGACUGUCACAACAAGGUUCCUUCAGAACCAUUUUAUCAAGCAUGUAUGAGAGAAGCCUGUGCGUGUGAUGUGGAAGGAAAGUAUUUUGGCUUUUGUACCAGUGUGGCAAUGUAUGCUGAAGCUUGCAGCCGAGCAGGUGUAUGUGUUCAAUGGCGUACCCCUGAAGUUUGUCCUGUCUACUGCGAAUAUUUCAAUCAACAUGGUGAAUGCACAUGGCAUUAUAAACCCUGUGGAUCAAAACCGGUAAAGACGUGCCAUAAUCAAGCAAUGGGCUCCAACUUGUCAACAUAUUUAGAAGGUUGUUAUGCAAAAUGUUCUGAAAAAGCACCAUAUUUGGAUGAAAAUAUGAAAAAGUGUGUGCCUCUUUCUAAAUGCAGUUGUUCGCAUAAGGGACAAGUAAUAACCGCAAAUGGACAUAUAACAGAUGAACAUGGGAGAAAAUGUCACUGCGUAAAAGGAUCUGUCACUUGUACAGACUGA